GCUUCCCAGAGGCCGGGAUCCGGAGCCGCCCGAGGCCGGUGCCGCAGUCCCCGGCGUCCCCGGCACUGCACAUUCCCUGGGGCUCGGGACUGGGGCCGAGUGCAGUGCGGCUGCACAGAGGAGUCCUUUCCUGCCUCCUGGGUCUGCCCAGCCCAUCACCCAACUUCCAAGUCCUGGGCUGGAAGGAGUCCGCUUCCAGACAUGUCCUUCCGCAAAGUGGUUCGGCAGAGCAAAUUCCGGCAUGUGUUCGGACAGCCGGUCAAGAACGACCAGUGCUAUGAAGAUAUUCGAGUGUCCCGUGUCACUUGGGACAGCACCUUCUGCGCAGUCAACCCCAAGUUCCUGGCGGUGAUCGUGGAGGCCAGCGGCGGGGGGGCCUUCCUGGUGCUCCCCCUAAGCAAGACGGGCCGCAUUGACAAGGCCUACCCGACGGUGUGUGGACACACAGGACCCGUCCUGGACAUUGACUGGUGUCCCCACAAUGACGAAGUCAUCGCCAGCGGCUCAGAGGACUGUACCGUCAUGGUGUGGCAGAUCCCAGAGAACGGGCUGACCUCCCCGCUGACGGAGCCGGUCGUGGUGCUGGAGGGGCACACCAAGCGAGUGGGCAUCGUCACCUGGCACCCGACCGCCCGCAACGUGCUACUCAGUGCAGGCUGUGACAACGUGGUGCUCAUCUGGAACGUGGGCACGGCGGAGGAGCUGUACCGCCUGGACAGCCUGCACCCCGACCUCAUCUACAACGUCAGCUGGAGCCGCAAUGGCAGCCUCUUCUGCUCUGCAUGCAAGGACAAGAGCGUGCGCAUCAUCGACCCCCGUCGGGGCACCCUGGUGGCGGAGAGGGAGAGGGCGCACGAGGGGGCCCGUCCCAUGCGGGCCAUCUUCCUGGCAGAUGGCAAGGUGUUCACCACGGGCUUCAGCCGCAUGAGCGAGCGGCAGCUGGCGCUGUGGGACCCGGAGAACUUUGAGGAGCCCGUGGCCCUGCAGGAGCUGGACUCGAGCAACGGGGCCCUGCUGCCCUUCUACGACCCAGACACCAGCGUGGUCUACGUGUGCGGCAAGGGUGACUCCAGCAUCCGGUACUUCGAGAUCACGGAUGAGCCCCCCUACAUCCACUUCCUGAACACGUUUACCAGCAAAGAGCCGCAGAGGGGCAUGGGCAGCAUGCCUAAGAGGGGCUUGGAGGUCAGCAAGUGCGAGAUCGCCCGGUUCUACAAACUACAUGAACGCAAGUGUGAGCCCAUUGUCAUGACUGUGCCAAGAAAGUCGGACCUCUUCCAGGACGAUCUGUACCCUGACACAGCUGGGCCAGAGGCGGCCCUGGAGGCAGAAGAGUGGGUGAGCGGGCGGGAUGCCGACCCCAUCCUCAUCUCCCUGCGGGAGGCCUACGUGCCCAGCAAACAGCGGGACCUGAAGGUCAGCCGGCGCAACGUGUUAUCCGAUAGCCGGCCUGCCGCGGCCCCCAGCUCUGCCCGCCUGGGAGCCUCCACAUCUGCUGCCUCCACUCACACCAUCGCCCCCAGCGGCAGCCUCGCCGGAGCCGGGGAGGCUGGGAAGCUGGAGGAGGUGAUGCAGGAGCUCCGGGCGCUGAGGGCACUGGUCAAGGAGCAGGGGGAGCGCAUUGGCCGCCUGGAGGAGCAGCUCAGCCGAGUAGAGAAUGGGGAUGCUUAGGACCAUAGGCCCAGGGGGCGCCACUCCCCCUCACCUCCUCCUCCUCCUCCACCCCCUUCUCACCCAGCCUCUGUUGGCAAGUUCCACCGCCAGCUGGCUGCCUCCCGCCCCUGCCCGGGGCCUCCGGGGCAGGUUCAGGGGCAGUCCACAUCCUGACCCAUCCUGUGGGCCUGGGCUCGAGCCACCACCUGGCUCUUGUCGUUGUUACUGUGGAGGGUUUUUGUACCAGGGCAAGCUUAUACUUUGAGGGACCAUCUCCCCCCAGCUCCCUGCUCCUUCCCCAGAGUAAGCGGGAGGGACAGCCUCUAUAUUUUCAUUCCAAAUAAAAUUCUCUUUCUAAAA
Messenger RNA from Hyaena hyaena (striped hyena), 2013 nucleotides. RefSeq names its product coronin 1B (gene CORO1B). Lineage: Eukaryota; Metazoa; Chordata; Mammalia; Carnivora; Hyaenidae. Gene Ontology annotation, molecular function: actin filament binding. The record is from RefSeq and is a predicted model, not a curated record. Gene Ontology annotation, biological process: cell migration; actin filament organization. Bases 202 to 1671 code for a protein of 489 amino acids. The transcript is spliced from 12 exons.